Messenger RNA from Trichobilharzia szidati, 1581 nucleotides. NCBI's taxonomy places the organism in Eukaryota, Metazoa, Platyhelminthes, Trematoda, Strigeidida, Schistosomatidae. The record is from the annotation of a GenBank genome assembly.
AUGAAAAAUGAAAACAUAGUGGCCUACUAUGCUUCUUUUGUUGCACAAACAGAACUAUGUAUUAUCAUGGAUUUAUGCCAAAGAGGUUCAUUACUUGAUGUUAUUAAGUAUACACAGAAUAAACGGGAUAUCACUUACGGGGUUUUUGAUGAAAAUACAAUAGCUACAAUCUUACGUGAUGUCCUACGCGGAUUAGCUUACAUCCAUGAAAAUGGUCUAGUUCAUCGUGAUUUAAAAUGUGGUAAUCUCUUGGUCAAAGAUGAUGGAAUUAUUCAAAUAGCAGAUUUUGGUGUGGCUGGAUUCUUGGCAACUCAACCGUUAACUGCAACUGGUAGUGUUGAUCUACGCCGGUAUACAUUUGUCGGUACACCUUGUUGGAUGGCACCAGAAGUUAUGCAACAGGCUCGCGGUUAUAAUCAAAAAGCAGAUAUCUGGUCAUUAGGUAUUACAACUAUUGAAAUGGCAACUGGUCAAGCUCCAUAUGCAAAAUUUGCACCAAUGAAGGUAUUAAUGCUCACAUUACAAAAUGAUCCACCGGAUAUUGAUAGUGUAGCUACAGUGAAUAAUCAGUAUUUAAAUUAUGGACAUAAAUUUCGUAAAUUCACUAAAGCUUGCCUUAUGAAAGAUCCAGGUCAACGAUUAUCUGCCAGGGAAUUGCUUAGUCAUACGUAUAUAAAAUCAAAAGCAAAGGAUCGUGAUUUACUCUGUCGUGUUCUACUCGGUGGUGAAAUGCCUCCACCUGUAUCUCGAGCUCAUAAACUUACAGAUGAACGAUCAGAAAAACGUGACGCCAAGAAUAACAGUACAGAAUGGAAUUUCGAUACAGUCGACAGCGAUGAAGAUAGUGAUGAAAGUGAUUAUCAAGCUGCUGCCACUGAUCGUCCGGGUCAUAUGCAACCACGUGGUUCAACCAGUGGAGGUUUCGAUUUCCCGCCAGAAUUGUUAACUCAGACGAAUGCAACUACAGCUGUGCCUGGUGGUUCAUCUCCGUCGGCCGCAGCCGCUGCGGCGGCAGCUGCAAUAGCUGGAGGUGCUGGUGCGGUUGUCGGUGGUGGUGCUGUUACACCUAAUGCACUUGGUACAGAAAAUUAUAAUAUUGCUGUUUGUGGAUCAUCUUUCCCUCCAGCUCCAGCGUGUACACCUGCUUCACCGGAGACAGCGAAUUCAGUUAGCGCUAUGGCAGCAGCAUUUGCCAGUACACUGACUACAAAUGAUCCGAAUGCUCAACAACAGCAAACACAAGCAAAUGAUGCACCUGUUGGUUUGUGUUAUCGAAUAACACUGCGUAAACGGAAUCCAAAACAAAAUAAUGAACUUCAAGAUAUUAGCUUCAAUUAUGUUCCAGGGAAAGAUUCUGCAGAUGUUUUAUCACGUGAACUAGUGGAAGCUGAUCUCCUUGAUGGUUGUGAUCUAUUAUUGGUUGCACAUCAUAUGAGUGAAUUGAUCAGUAAUCCAGCUGCUCGUGAACGUGUAUUUCCAUUGAAUUCCCCACCAGCUCCUGGUCAAGUUCCUAUCGAAACAGAACUACAUGGUUAUGCUAAAGUACUUAUUCGAAUUAUUGGUACACCAACAGCAUCGUAA